AUGGAUGCUCUCACCUCCGGUCUCAGACGCAAAGCAUUCGAGCGUCUCGCAUUUCUGGAUACCUUGGGCUCCCAAGAAAGCUCCUCGAAACCUAGUGUUAGCCGAUUGAUCAACGAGUGCAGGCCACAAAGUUCAAAAUCGGGUGGCUUCAGGGAUGGGCUCUCUCAGGCACACGGAAGAGCUCCUAUGGCACUUCGGGAACUUGAAAUCAUCCUUGCUCUGACCAAGACCUCGUCAAACGUUACUCGCCAUGACCAGAUGCUAAACCUCGCUUUGCAGUUCGCCGGACACUUGACAGAAUCCUACAGCCAAAAGUUUCGAACGUCACCUUUCUUGCACGAUAUCAAGCCGUCUCCUUGGGAGGCCCUCACACAUGGAUUGACUAAGGGGCUCCUGAAUCUGGGUGUGAACGAUGCCUCGGUCCGCGAACAUGCCACUGGCGCCAUCAUGGCAUAUCUAAAUAACUGCGCGCGGGCUGUGAAGGGGAUGGUGAAAGGGGGAAUUGAGCGACCCGAUUUCGAUGGCACCAUUGGACAAAUCGAGAUUUUGAUCACCGCCCUUUCGUUGGUCGGCCUUCUGGAAGCUGCCUCGCACUCUACCGAGUUGUGGAAUGCAACCGAGAAGCUCGCAAUUGUUGAGCGCUUAGGAAGCAUACUGUCCGUUGACUUCCUCGUGGCUGUGGAGACUGCAGCUUCGAAGAUUCGCAAUUCGACUGCAACCGAUGCCACCUCGCGUGAUUGGAAGAGAUAUAAUCGAAGAUACGCCGCCCAACGGCGGCCGAUAGGAGCUAUGUUGUUGCAACAGUGCUUCUCGCGAUUUAUCAAGUCCUGCACAAUCACUACAGUUCUAAUGUGCGCUGCUCCGAGUGAUGCAUCAUUCCUAGAGAAGUACGCAGAUGGAAAAAUAUUGGCAAAGACAUUCAAUGAUGCUGAAGAAAUUACACUGGUCAAACACCUUGUCGUCGUUUUGACUGGCAAAAUACAACUUCUUGAAGACGGCGCGGAUUACCUGCAGAUUGGCUCCCAGUGGCAACAGGAACUUGCUUUUUCGGUUAAGGCCUCAUGCCUAGUCGCUUUCCUGAAUUGCAUGACCCUGAACGAAGAACUGGCCGACACUGACAUGUUGCUUUCGUGGCUUGAGGAUACUGUAGCCGAUCAGAGUCAGAUGGCAGCUUCUGAUCUGGCAACCACGGCACUCAAAGUCAUUGCCGGUACUGCGAAGCUUUUCCCUGCCAAUGCUUCUAAUCUAAGCUAUCUCCUGCUGAAGUUCAUAACGCAAGGUGGCACAAGUCAAUCGAUUAUCUCAGUUGCAGCCAAGUGUCUCGCCAAAAUCCUCGAAGUUCUGUCACAAGAUUUCGUGAUCACCACGCUCUACUCCUUGGGUAACGUCUUGAGCCCGAUAGCGGCGGGUGCUGAGCGUCCAGUGCAACUCCCUGCUGAGACCUUCGAAACCAGUCCUACAGUAGAUGCCUAUCAUUCAAAUGCCGACAGUGUCGUCUCUCUCUUUUAUAAUGGCGAGGAGGAUUCUACAGUCACGCACCGUAACGUUAUUCAUGCCAUUGUCACAAUCGCUGUCAACUGUGAGGAUGAGAACAUUGCAGCUCUUGCUCAAUCCAUGCUCCUACAGAAAAUCGGCAGAAUUAGCAUCAUAGCCGAUGCAUGCAUCAUACAGGAGACUGCUACCUUAGCAUUGAUCAACAAGCACUCAGAAUUCCAGCUAUUAUUGAAAUUCUACACCCGCCUCCACCAAGAAGCUGUGCUUAGGGACCACGGUAUCAUCGCUGACGCAGUUCAUAAUGCAAGAAAUCGUCUCUCUCUGGCACUGAGGCACAGUCCCUCUCACAAAGCCACUUAUCUCGUGCAUUUGCUGGAAGGCAUUGUCAGUAAAGGCGAUGUGUCAGAUCUUGGACAUGAUAAACAUAAAGAUAUUACUCUGUCUCCUGACGAUAUUACUCCAUAUCUUAAGCCACUUGCGCUUCUGGUUACGAAUGAUGUGCGUGAAGAAGAGGAUGUUAGCGAGCCUACACAAUAUGACGAAGAUACAGCUGCUUUGUUCCGCGAUGCCUGGUUCAACAUGGCCGUGCAUGGGAUCUCAGUUGAGUCUGAUAUUGGUCGGCAAUUCAGGAAUGAGCUAUGUGCUAUUGCGGAGAAGUCGCCUCCUCUGGUUCCAGAGAAUCGGACCGAAAUAUUGGAAAGUGAUGUUGAACUCAACAUCAUUUUGAGACGUGGCAUGGGACACCAGCGGCUGGCUGAACAGAGGAAGCUUCUCAGCAAUGAACUUCCAGAGCAUGAGUCUAGCCUCAAGCGCAUCGGCUAUCAGGAAAUAAUUUUCUUGAAUGCGAGCUUGUUGAUAGAGAGUCUUCGAGCUAUGGCCGGAGAUUGUACAAGGAUUCUUCUCUAUUUCUUGGAUCCAACACUAAGUUCAUCUGAGCUGGGAAAAUGCAUGAAGGCUGUUGCGGACAAAGUCAUCGAUAUAUAUUUGUCUAAGACUCUCUCGGGCGCCGGCGAACGUUUUACUAGUCCACACCUAUCCAAGCAGCUCGCGGGAAUUUUCAUUACUGGCUGUCAUCGCAUACAUCGGGUUCAGGAAGUGGCUCUGGACUGCGCCAGCAAGAUAAUCAACCUCCUUACUAUCAUGUGGUCAUCCUGCCUCGAGAAUGACCUGGACGAAUACGGAUGGAGGUCGAUUUUCACGAAAGGCGACGUGACAAUUGAAUUAUCUGAUAAUCACGAAUCGAGAAAACGAACUCUGGACUUAUUCCAUUCUCACGCCAAAGCUUGGAUGCUAGUCGCCAUCAACCUCGCUCCGUUGGACGUGAAAGGUCUUUUACAGACAUAUCUCUCCGAGUACGAAGACGAUGGUGCAUAUGGCCACAUUUCGUUGGGACGCUCAUUUGCUCUUGAAGUGGCAUCCCAAAUACCUCAAAGUGACCCGCGACUGAGCCACAUUGAAAGCUACGGGGCUGACAACGUCAACUGUGCUUCUGAUUUGAUUGCUCAGUAUACCACUCGUCAAGAAUAUAGAUAUUCCGAAUUCUCCCAAGCGAAUGGAAGACGAAAGGAGAUUGACCAGACGGAUGGCACGGUUGAUCCCUACCUUGAGCGGUACAUUGAAGUGAUCGAAAAUCUCUUGAAGCAGCUUUCUCUCAGGGUCUCUGCUGGUUAUGAUCUGUCUAGCCACGAAUUACAUGAUGCACUACGUAAGGCUGCAGCAUUGCUUUGUAGAAGUGAUGAUGACCUUCCCUCCAUCGCUCACUAUCUUGUUGACAUACCGUUUCGGUUGUUCACUAAGGAGUCAAUUAAGUUCGGCGUGUCAAUCUGGCUAGGUGUUAUCAAUGAGAAUCCAAAGACUGAAUCAAGAAUCUUGGCGGAGGUGGCAUCCGCUUGGGAGUCUACUACUCUAGCUAGGAAGGGUAUUUUCAACCCUGCUUUCAAUCACCCAGAUCCUUUCUUCACGGCUAUAGAACUACUUCCUUCAGAUAAGACAGCACUUCUCCAAGAGCAGCAACGGGCCCAAGACGUUUUAUCUCCUCAUCUGCGCAUUUUGCAGUUCUUCGAAAGUCACUUCAAUGCUAUACGGUUGGCAAGCCCCCAUUUGCAACGUAUCUUCUCGCGAGCAAUAAGCAGGACACUUGUUGCCUUACAGCGUACCAAUGGUCACCCUCUUUCCCGGGAGAGCCGCAACUACAAGUGGAAAUUGAAAGACCAGAUAUUAUCAGCCGCUCUUAGCUGGUUCAGACAUCCUCCAAGAUGGUCCUUUGGCGGUAAUCGCCUUCAACUAAAAGCCGAAGACAAAGUGCUGAAAGAUGUUGAAGAUGCAUUGAAGUAUACUACCAAUUUUUUUUCAUCUAACGUGGGCCGUCGUCAGUCAUUGCGAGGAAAACAAGAACUUUUACAACACCUGAUUGAGAACGAACGAAUGCGCCUCAGGGUUUGGCUGUACCCCCUAGAACAAGAAAAGAAGCACUAUAUAACGGGCUUCGGAGGUAAAAAUCAAUCUGAGGAGAAGGCUAUCAUUGAUCAGCUGCUUCGCACUGCUUGGGCCGAAAAUGCAAGCUUAGCGAUUCAGAUCUGUACUCGAUUUCCGUCACCGAAGAUCCACAACGAAGUGCGUUGGUUACUCCUUACUUAUCCUGAGAAAGCUGUGGAAGUUCCGGAGAGUCUGGAAAUGAUGUUUGGCUCUUCUUUGCCGGCAGAUGUAACCCAUCAAUUAAAAUAUCUUUUGUACUGGAGUCCAGUGUCUCCUACUGAAGCUCUUACAUACUUCUUACCAGCCUACGGGAACCACCCAUUCAUACUUCAGUAUGCCAUGCGAGCUUUAGAAAGUCACUCUAUUGAUGUCAGAUUCUAUUUCGUCCCGCAACUUGUACAGGCUUUGCGCUACGAUGCUCUGGGCUAUGUCGAACGAUACAUAUAUGAGUCUGCCAAACUUUCUCAGUUGUUCGCUCAUCAGGUGAUUUGGAACAUGAAGGCAAACGCCUACAAAGAUGAAGACUCUCAAAUUCCGGACUCGAUCAAACCUACACUGGACAAAUUAAUGGACAGGCUAGUGUCCAGCUUCUCUAUAGAAGAACGUGAUUUCUAUGAGCGAGAAUUCUCCUUCUUUAAUGAAAUUACUGACGUUUCCGGUAAAUUACGUCCAUACAUCAAGAAGAGCAAACCCGAAAAGAAACAGAAAAUUGAGGAAGAGCUCCGCAAAAUCAAAGUGGAAGUUGGAGUUUACCUGCCCAGCAAUCCAGACGGUAUAGUUGUCGGAAUUGAUCGGAAGUCAGGAAAACCGCUGCAAAGUCAUGCGAAGGCGCCAUACAUGGCCACGUUCCGAAUUCAAAAGACGAAAGCGCUUGAAGGCAACCGGGUAACAAGCAAGACACAACUUGGUGAGAAGAAAUCGGAAGAUCAAGAGACAUACGAAGUCUGGCAGUCGGCAAUUUUCAAGGUCGGAGAUGACUGUCGACAAGACGUUUUGGCGUUGCAAUUGAUAGCAGCGUUCAGAAACGUAUUCAAUUCUGUCGGUCUAGACGUUUGGGUUUUCCCAUAUCGUGUUACAGCCACUGCACCGGGUUGUGGAGUUAUUGAUGUGCUGCCGAAUUCAAUCUCGCGGGACAUGCUUGGCCGCGAAGCAGUCAAUGGACUAUAUGACUACUUUGUCUCUAAAUACGGUGGAGAAGAAUCUACCAGGUUUCAGGAGGCGCGCACCAAUUUCGUCAAGAGUAUGGCAUCAUAUUCGGUCAUCUCAUACCUGCUUCAAUUCAAAGACCGACACAAUGGCAACAUCAUGGUCGACGACGCAGGCCACAUUAUUCAUAUCGACUUUGGAUUCUGCUUCGAUAUUGCGCCGGGUGGUGUUCGCUUCGAGCGAGCACCAUUCAAACUGACCUCUGAGAUGGUAGCAGUUAUGGGCGGAGGGCCACAUCUUACAGGCAGCAAUACCAACGGUAGCAUAACCAAUGGUAUUUCCACAGGCGGUAUUAACAACUCCUCAUCUAAUAGUUCCAACUCAUCGCCAUCGGGAUCCUCGACACUCCGUCUCCCAAUACCCGGGGCACAUUCCCACGAUCCAACAACAACACAGCCUUAUCAAUGGUUUGAGUCGCUCACAGUCAAAGCAUUCCUUUCAUCUCGGCCGCACGCCACGAAAUUUAUCCAGAUCGUCACGAUGAUGCUUGAUAGUGGUCUGCCCUGCUUCAAACCAGACACCAUCAAGAAUUUCCGUGAUCGAUUCGUUCUUGACAAGACUGAGCGGGAAGCGGCGGAUUAUAUGCGGGAAUUGACGCGCAAGAGUUACUUGAAUAUCUCGACAAAGGGCUACGAUCAGUUCCAGUUGUUGACUAAUGGUAUUCCUUAUUGA
This is a messenger RNA of Talaromyces amestolkiae, 5847 nucleotides long. RefSeq lists its product as uncharacterized. The record is from RefSeq and is a predicted model, not a curated record. Lineage: Eukaryota; Fungi; Ascomycota; Eurotiomycetes; Eurotiales; Trichocomaceae. The transcript is spliced from 13 exons. Gene Ontology annotation, molecular function: 1-phosphatidylinositol 4-kinase activity. The coding region runs from base 1 to 5847 and encodes 1948 amino acids. Gene Ontology annotation, cellular component: cytoplasm; plasma membrane. Gene Ontology annotation, biological process: phosphatidylinositol-mediated signaling; phosphatidylinositol phosphate biosynthetic process.